CGCUGCCUCCCAGCCCGAGGUGUCCGCACGUCCGGCCGUCCAUCCGUCCGUCCCUCCUGGGGCCGGCGCUGACCAUGCCCAGAGGCUGCCGCUGUCUGCAUCUCGUGUGCCUGUUGUGCAUCCUGGGGGCACCCGUUCAGCCUGCCCGAGCGGAUGACUGCAGCUCCCACUGUGACCUGGCCCACGGCUGCUGUGCGCCGGACGGCUCCUGCAGGUGUGACCCAGGCUGGGAAGGGCUGCACUGUGAGCGCUGUGUAAGAAUGCCUGGCUGCCAGCACGGGACCUGCCACCAGCCCUGGCAGUGCAUCUGUCAUACUGGCUGGGCGGGCAAGUUCUGUGACAAAGAUGAGCACAUCUGUACCACGCAGACCCCCUGUCGGAAUGGAGGCCAGUGCGUCUAUGAUGGCGGCGGCAAGUACCACUGUGUGUGCCCGCCAGGCUUCCACGGGCGUGACUGCGAGCGCAAGGCUGGACCCUGUGAGCAGGCAGGCUCCCCGUGCCGGAAUGGCGGGCAGUGCCAGGACGACCAGGGCUUUGCUCUCAACUUCACCUGCCGCUGUUUGGCGGGCUUCGUGGGUGCCCGCUGUGAGGUCAAUGUCGACGACUGUCUGAUGCGGCCUUGUGCCAAUGGGGCCACCUGCCUGGAUGGCAUAAACCGCUUCUCUUGCCUCUGCCCUGAGGGCUUUGCUGGACGCUUCUGCACCAUCAACCUGGAUGACUGUGCCAGCCGUCCUUGCCAGAGAGGGGCCCGCUGUCGGGACCGUGUCCACGACUUUGACUGUCUCUGCCCCAGUGGCUACGGUGGCAAGACUUGUGAGCUCAUCUUACCGGUCCCAGACGCCGGGCCCACCCCGGCUGUGGUGAUACCUGCCACAGGGCCUGCCCCCCACAGCGUGGGGGCGGGUCUGCUGCGCAUCUCAGUGAAGGAGGUGGUGCGGAGGCAAGAGGCGGGGCUAGGUGCGUCUAGCCUGGUGGCCGUGGUGGUGUUUGGGGCCCUCACUGCCGCCCUGGUCCUGUCCACCAUGUUGCUGACCCUGAGGGCCUGGCGCCGGGGCGUCUGCCCCCCUGGACCCUGUUGCUGCCCUGCCCCACACUAUGCCCCGGCACGCCAGGACCAGGAAUGUCAGGUUAGCAUGCUGCCGGCAGGGCUCCCCCUGUCGCCCGAUCUGCCCCUGGAGCCUGGAAAGACCACAGCACUGUGAUGGAGGUGGGGGCUUUCCGGCCCCCACCUUCACCUCCUCAGCUUCUCGGACUGGAGUAGGCCUUUUUCUGCCGCCCCAUUCCUGGGG
Messenger RNA from Neomonachus schauinslandi (Hawaiian monk seal), 1289 nucleotides. It is a transcript of the gene DLK2, whose product is annotated as delta like non-canonical Notch ligand 2. The transcript is spliced from 6 exons. Lineage: Eukaryota; Metazoa; Chordata; Mammalia; Carnivora; Phocidae. Gene Ontology annotation, molecular function: calcium ion binding. The record is from RefSeq and is a predicted model, not a curated record. The coding region runs from base 75 to 1202 and encodes 375 amino acids.